AUGGGCUACUCCCGUGGGCAGACCAUCGCCAUCGCCGUCAUAUUUAUGGUAUUGCCUACGUCUGUUGUGGGUCUGCGGAUAUGGGCAAAGACCAUGAGCCGUCGAGGCUUUGGAUGGGAUGAUUACCUGAUCUUAUUGGCUCUGGCGACUACGAUAGGGUCUUGUGUAGUUCAACUCAUAGCUGCGAUUGAUGGACAGCUCGGCCAGCAUCAGACGGACGCGCCAAAUGGCAUGCCAAUCCUGAACGACCCUCGCUUUUUGCGCUACGAGACGUGCAAAUUUGCGUUACAGAUGCUCACGUACUCCGGCUAUGGUCUCGCCAAAGCUUCGAUUCUCGUCCUCUAUAUGCGCAUCUUCGAUGUUCGAGCAUUUCGUAUACGAGCGAAAAUUCUCUUGGUGGUUGUCACCGCAUGGACCAUCUCCUUUUUUUUUGCAAGUUUGUUUCAAUGUUAUCCAAUAACACCCUUGAUCGAGCCGUUUUACGGUAAGAAAUGUGUGAACGCGAUUCCGCUGUGGUAUGUUGGCAGCUCAACGGACAUCCUGUUGGAUUGCCUGAUUCUCGCCUUGCCCAUACCGAUGGUCCUGAAAUUACAACUUCCCCAAAAGCAGAAGAUAGGUGUCAUAUGUAUGCUUCUUUUGGGUGCAUUAGCCACUGCUUCGAGCGUUGCGCGCUUGGUGGUGUACGUCCAAGUCGGCAAUAUUCUGGCUGUCCAUUUCAACGAUGAAACGUAUUACACAUCUCCGGUCUUCAUCUGGAGCGUAAUUGAACUUGCUCUUGGCGUCAUCAGUGCGUGUCUACCAACUCUUCGCCCUAUCUUUCUGCGAUACAGGACCAAACCCAAUUCGCAAGAAAGUGGAGUGUCGGCAUACAAGUCCUUUGGUUCCUUCCGCUACGGUAGACAUCCUUACGGACGCUCGGCUUCGAGAAGUGACGACUACGAGAUUCCAGUGCUCAAAGCUUUGGAGCCUGCUGUGCAUACCCACAUCAAGGGACCUGAUGCCGAAAAUCUGGAAUUGCCAGAAGUGGGAGUCAUAAUGGUUCAUCAGAACAUUGAGCAUGUCUAA
This is a messenger RNA of Letharia columbiana, 1065 nucleotides long. RefSeq lists its product as uncharacterized. Lineage: Eukaryota; Fungi; Ascomycota; Lecanoromycetes; Lecanorales; Parmeliaceae. The transcript has 6 exons. The record is from RefSeq and is a predicted model, not a curated record. The coding region runs from base 1 to 1065 and encodes 354 amino acids.